This is a messenger RNA of Dentiscutata heterogama, 704 nucleotides long. The record is from the annotation of a GenBank genome assembly. Lineage: Eukaryota; Fungi; Glomeromycota; Glomeromycetes; Diversisporales; Gigasporaceae.
AUGUCUGAUAUCGAAAUCCAAGAAGAUAAGCUUCCAAAAACUAAAUCUACCCUUGGGCAAUCAAUAUUUAAUUUUUGCAAUGUUUUGAUGGGCGUCGGAAUCCUUUCAUUACCUCUUGCAUUGAAAUAUACAGGAUGGGUUAUUGGGUUAUCAUUAUUAUUUUUCUGUAUGGGAGCUACAAAUUACGCUGCAAAGUUAUUGGUAAAAUGUUUAAAUUAUACAGAAGGAAUUUAUACAUAUCCUGACAUAGCUGCGAUAGCCUUUGGGAAAUUUGGGACAAUUGCUAUAUUAAUUUUAUUUUCAUUAGAGUUAAUUGCAAUAGCAAUUUCUUUGGUAAUCCUUAUCGGUGACUCUUUACAAAUAUUAUUUCCUGAUAUAUCCCUUGUAUUUCUAAAAAUUAUUGCUUGGGUGAUAUUGGUACCAUUAACAUUAGUUGAUAUUAAAUAUCUCUCAUAUUUUUCAUUACUUGGAAUAUUAUCAGCAAUAUUUUUAACAUUCGUAGUAAUAAUUAAUGGAUUUACAAUAGAUGAACAACCUGGAAGUUUAUUUAAUCCUAUGAAAACUGAAUUAUGGCCUACUGAUUUGAAUACUUUACCUCUGAGCUUUGGAUUAAUAAUAGCCGGAUUUGCAGGACAUUCAGUAUUUCCUUCAAUAUAUCUAAAUAUGAAAACACCUAGUAAAUAUUUGAAAGCAAUAAAUAUCUC